CAUCCUUGGUGUUUUGUUUACCUUCUGCGAUUUAAACGCAUUUUAACUUUAACAAUGUCUUCCAAAACACAUUCAUCGAUGGAGUGUUUGUUUAUUCUCUUGUUAACCUCAACCUUCGCCGGGUUAUCAGAUUUGCGUACAAAUACGUUCCCAAUUCUCGUCGAUGCUAAAGAUGUAGAGAAAGUCCCAGAACUUGAUCUCUCCAAGAUGAUCAACGAGAAUGUGUAUUCGAAAAUAUUCGUCCGCAAACGUGAAGAACACAAACUACUGGUAAAGCAUCUUCAAUCCAUCGACGAUUAUGGGAAACGUUACAAGCUGAUGAAAAUAGGAAUUGAUGAAAUCAUUCGCAUAAUCCGUGAGGAAGGAGGUAAACUGCGUGGGAACAACAUCACCUCGGAGUCGGAGUUUCCCAAACUUCAGGAACUGAUCAAUGCGCUCGCUCAGUUCCUCGAGAAUACAUGUCUAUUCGGUGAAAUGGUGUUACACUUUCCCGAUAUGUCCUAUCGCAUACUAAAGACUGUUUCCGAUUGGCGCACUCUAAUGACAGACGCCCUCAACUACAGCAAAGCGUUCGUACAAAUUCUGGAUGAAAAAUCCAUCGAAUUGCUCAGCUUGCUCAAUCAAGAGAUCAACGAAGACCAGCGAACAUCAGAUUACGUCAAUCCAUAUCGGGAAACUGUUCCAUCGACCGAAUCUUCGAAGGACAAGCAAAAGAAAAAAUCCAAACCGAAAAAAGGACCAGCACUUUCCCCAGCGAAGACAGAAUUAUAACGCACAUCAUUUCCGAUUAGUUAUCCUAACCCCGGUCGUGUUUCCAUGCUGAUGCCGACACGAUCUCUAUUCGCGCAUUGAAGGAGCGCCCAGUUGGCCCAUCUGUACCAUCUUGCCGUAACCACCUCGACCCAAAUCGU
This is a messenger RNA of Anopheles moucheti, 911 nucleotides long. Its product is annotated as coiled-coil domain-containing protein 134-like. The record is from RefSeq and is a predicted model, not a curated record. NCBI's taxonomy places the organism in Eukaryota, Metazoa, Arthropoda, Insecta, Diptera, Culicidae. The transcript is spliced from 5 exons. The coding region runs from base 55 to 771 and encodes 238 amino acids.